AUGAGUCCCUGGGUAAAGAGUGGGGAAACUUCAGAUUUUGGACUGAAGAACGAAGGGGUGCUUUGUUCUCGUGGUAGAGUCUACGUACUGAAAGAUACUGACCUGAGGCAGUUUAUACUGCAAGAGGCACAUAGUAGCCCGUAUGUGAUGCAUCUGGACGAAAAUAAGAUGUAUCAUGACCUUCGUGAGUUAUAUUGGUGGCCUGGUCUUAAGCGUAAAGUUACCAAUUUUGUGGGUAAAUUUCUUACUUGUCAGCAGGUUAAGGCUGAACACCAGUUACCUUCGGGAUUGCAUCAGCCAAAGCUGGCUAAGCUGUAUAUGUCUGAAAAUAUAAGACUACAUGGGGUACCGGUUUCCAUCAUAUCCAAUAGAAAUCCUCGCUUUACGUUUUGGUUCUGGAAGAAGUUAUAUGAGGCUCUGGGUACAAGUUGGACUUCAGGUAGUUGGGAGCAUUACUUCCUGUUGGCAGAGUUUGCGUACAACAAUAGCUACCAGUCUAGCGUAUGGCACCUUACGAGGAAUUGUAUGGUCGUAGAUGUUGUACUCCUUCGUGCUGGAUUGAGUUAG
Gossypium arboreum is the source of this 567-nucleotide messenger RNA. RefSeq lists its product as uncharacterized. Bases 1 to 567 code for a protein of 188 amino acids. NCBI's taxonomy places the organism in Eukaryota, Viridiplantae, Streptophyta, Magnoliopsida, Malvales, Malvaceae. The transcript has 3 exons. The record is from RefSeq and is a predicted model, not a curated record.